AUGAACGAAAUUGAUACUAAAGAUAAGAGAUCCGAACCGGGGAAAUUAGAUACCCCUAUUUCAGGAUCCUGGGCUGGAAGUUCGCCUUCUAUUAAUUUGAAUCCAAUUUCGAAAGUCAACAGAAUGAAAUCUGAUAGUAAAUCUUUAGUUGAAAUUAACAAAUUGAAUUCAAAUGAAUCUGAUUUUCCAGAACCAAAAAGAUCUAAAUCCUUCUCUUCAAUAUUUUGGGGAGAUAGAAUGAAAAAUAAAACACAUCCACGAGUUGUGAGUUUGUAUAAUUCAAGUAGAGAUAACAGUUUCCAACUUGAACCAAGGAAUCUGAAAAGAGUAGGUUUAUCUCUUAAAGAAUGUGGUUAUUUUGAGAAUGAAUUGAUACGAUGCCAAGAUUCUAGUGGAACUGCUGAAAAUUUGAAGGAGCAAAGUGUUGACAAAAUUUUGCAACCAAAUUCUUUACAACGAUUCCUGACUGUAAAAUAUACAAAGUUUGAAAAAAAGCAAGCGAAGGAAUAUUUGGAGUCAAAACCAAUAGAUUUAGCAGGUGACUUUAAAAUUGAUGCUAUUUCUCCACUUUCUCAAGAAACUACUGAAGAUGCUGCUUCUAUAACAUCACAAACUAACCCUGUCGGCCAAAACAUUGAAAACACUUUGAAAUUGAAGAGCCCAUUAUUAAAAAAAAGAAGUAAUUCACUCCUUCGUUCGUCAAUUCAUGAGGCUCAGAAUUCUAUAUAUUCUUUUGAAAAGGGUAGAGAUGAUUCUGCGUUGUUUACCUCUGAAAUAUUACCUCCAAAAAUAGAGAACAAAAAGAAAUUGAAAAAGAAGAAGAACUGGUUGGUAUGGCUCUUUGGAUUGGUCAUCGUAGCAUUGAUUGGUGGGUUUGUUCCAGCUGUGGUAAUAUUAUCUUUUGGGACGGAAAGUGCAAUAAUGAAAUUCAUGAAUAAAAUGGAUGAUGAAAAUCGACUCGAGUUUUUAAACCGGUUAAGUUCGUUAUACGGCAACUACUCGACGAUUCAAACGGUACAGUACAAUACUACCAAAGAUUAUUCCUCUCCAAAUGAGGGGGCUAACUUAAGGGGUUAUAAUGGUAUUGAAGGUAUUCCUGUUGAAUAUUGGUCGGAUGAUGAAUUGAUAAGUCUUAUGUCAAAUGAUAAAUUUGUUGGUACAAUAUUUUACGGAGUAGCAUACUCGCCUCGAGGUGCCUUAAUUCCCUGUAAUACGUCACCUAGGGAGAUAAUGCUUGAUAUUGCAGUACUCUCCAAAGUUACAACUAGGGUUAAAACAUACGCUAUGCAAUGUCAACAAAAUGAGUAUAUUCUUCGUGCAAUACAAAAUUUGAACUUAAACAUGACAUUAUCCAUGGGAGUUUGGAUUGGUAACAAUGAGGAGGUUAAUCGACAACAGAUGAAUGCAUUUAAAUCGAUAUUAAAACUAUUUCCAAGAAAAAUGUUUGAAUCUGUCUACAUUGGUAAUGAAGUUCUAUUUAGAAAUGAACAAUCUCGAUCUUCUUUAUUAAAUCUAAUUCGAGAGGCAAAAGAGUAUGCAACAUCUAUUGGAUAUGGCGAUUUACUGAUUGGAACUACUGAAAUUGGAUCUCUCAUAGAUGACUCCCUAAUGGAAACAUGUGAUGUUAUUGGAGCCAAUAUUCAUCCAUUUUUCGGAGGCGGUGAUGUUUCUAAGGCUACAAAUUGGGUGUUCGAUUAUUUGAAAUUUCAAAUUGAGCCAAUAGGACAUCCUAAUACUAAUGCAAGAGUGGAAAUUACAGAGGUCGGAUGGCCAUACAAAGGAGGCUCUUACCAGUCUGCAAUCGCAAGUGCUUCUAAUGAACAAUGGUUUAUGAAUGCUUUUGUUUGCGAAGCUUACAAUAAUAAUUACGGGUGGUACUUCUUUGAAGCAUUUGAUGAGCCAUGGAAAAGUAUAUUUUAUGAAGGGUCAAAUAAAUGGGAGACGGAAUGGGGUAUUUUCACUAAUGACCGUAAAUUUAAAGAUGGUAUUACAUUCCCCAAUUGUGGAAACAAUAUUUGA
[Candida] anglica is the source of this 2019-nucleotide messenger RNA. NCBI's taxonomy places the organism in Eukaryota, Fungi, Ascomycota, Pichiomycetes, Serinales, Debaryomycetaceae. The record is from the annotation of a GenBank genome assembly.